AUGGAACGACGCCAGGUCAGCAACCACUCCGUCAACAAGGAAAGUGGACGAAGGUACUUCUACCUUGCUUCAUGGUAUAGGUUCAGGCGACGGCUCCACACAGUUCUCGCUGUGGCUUCGCCGUCUGGAAGACGCGAUGCGGCUGCAGGUGCGACGCUCCAGCAAAAGGCGGAUUUCCUUAUCUGCUGUUUGGAUGAGGCAGCGCAUGAGAAGAUAGAAGAGUUGAGUCAGCAGGAACGCUGCGACUUCAACACAAUUGUGGCGCAUCUAAAGCAGGUAUUUGAAGGCCGGCAACAUCGCUACAUGGCGAGGCAGGCGCUGUCUGCUCGCCAACAGCAGACGGGGGAGUCAUCAGCGACGUUCGCUAAUCGUCUGCUGAACCUGGUCGGAGCCGCUACGACCGGCCAAGACCCAAGUAGUCAGAAGGAACGGCAAGCGGUAGCGAAGGCCCAGAUGGUUGAGCAACUGUCAGCCGAGGCCACAGCUGACCGCUUGAUCAACCCAGUUGGCGUGGCACGCACCAUAGAGGUGCGUGCCGGGCGGCAGCUGAACCGGCGCGGACGAACUAUGGAGAACCAGCCAGCACCAGCAAGGAAUCAGGAUGUUUUCCGCCAGCAUGGUAUUCCCGACCGUCGACUUAUUCCUAGUCGCUCGAACUGUUUCAACUGUGGAGGAGUUAGUCAUCACGUUCGACAGUGCCCGUCGCUGACAGUCCAGUUGUCAGCUCAAGGCAUGACAUGUGUACCUGUUCAGCUUAUCGGUCGCGCUGAUCUCCGAUUUGAGGUUGGUUCACUCAUCCUGUAUCAGCCUGUCUAUUUUACGGAAUCUGCGUGCGUUCCUAGUGAGGCAGAAGCCUACAGUGUUAUUUUGGGCAACGAUUUUGUUAGUCGCUUGCCACCAUGGAGUAUAAACUAUAGAAACCGUACAUUUUAUAUGGCCGAUCAAGUCAGCAUCUUAUGCAACGCUCCGGCACCAGACUCCGCCAACUUUAUAAACGGCGCUGAAGAAAUUCCCGUGCGCGUCGCCGAGACUACAGUCUUGACGCAUAGCCCGGAAACUUUUGUCCUCUGCUACCCCAAAGUUGCUGACCAUUCCCCGCUUGUGCUCGCCGCUCAGUCCAGUCACCUGAGUGAUCGCCCACUAAUGGUCACUCCGGGGCGGAGCUAUCUAGCACGAGAGGCAGAGCAGUCUCGCGGCUGGGCUCAUAAGAGCUCAUACCUGGAGCACACGAGGAGAACCCUGGCCACCGGAUACCUGCAGACCGAGGACCGACCAACGACGCUUGGGACGACGACACCAAGGACCGCAUCGCUGGCAUGA
Molecule: messenger RNA, 1320 nt
Organism: Necator americanus (New World hookworm)
Lineage: Eukaryota; Metazoa; Nematoda; Chromadorea; Rhabditida; Ancylostomatidae
Exons: 6
Coding region: 1-1320 (439 amino acids)
Molecular function (GO): nucleic acid binding; zinc ion binding
Source: RefSeq, a predicted model, not a curated record